UGAGCACUUUCAGCGCUCCCACGCAUGCGUGCAGGGCAAGCGCCGUGUACAGCCAAGACUGUGGCCUUGAAGACCUUGGAGGAUCUUGACGGAAGCUCCCUUGGCCCAGCUUCAGCAGUCGUGGGAGCGCGCCUAUACAACAUUGUGCUGGACCCACACCUAGAACCUUCUGACGCACUCCGGGGCCGAGUGUGGCGUGAGUUUGCGAAGCGCACGAUGUCUGUGAUAGAGGCGAAGAAGAUCAAGAGCCUUCUCGCUCAGAGCGCGCCAGUGUCCAGCGAGACGGUGAAGCUUCAGGAUUCUUCGCGGGGUGCUAUCUCACUGUCCUUUGCGCGAGAGCCAGAUGCUCAGAUCAAGGAUGUUGCGUCGUACUACUUCGCGCUGCGAAUGCUCUUGAACUGCUGGGCUUUCUGCGGGAUUUUUCUUGCAAAGACACGGAUGGCGUUGAGCGCAAGUUCAUCAAUCUCAGUCAGAGUUGGCUUCAGCGGAAUGAUGUGCUUACAAGGGGGAAGAUGGCGUCCAAGGUCCGGCGAGCCGGCCGCGCUCUCCAAGAGGCUCUUGCCGAAUGUUACCUCGAAUGACGUGCUCCGGCGCUGAUGGUGUCCCCCAGAAGUGGCAGGUGAGCUUUGAGGAUGAAGCCCCGCUUCGCCAGGCUAAGAUGCCCCGCUUGUCCACUUGACGUCAGCAUGCUGAAGGCUGGCAUCGCAAUUUGCAAGGGCUUCAAUGACGUUGCCCCCACGUCUGUGACGUCAAGGAUUGUGGCAGCAAGAGCCACACUAGGCUGCGUUUUGGAGGCUGCUGUUCCCCUGCCCCCACCCCCGCCACCCGCGGCGUGAGCCGUGAAGUUUGCAUCCAGACGGCGGAUCAGACGGUGCCUGUGUCAGCCUUGCCAGAUCGCCUUCUCGCUGUACGGUGACAUGGCUUGGGCGUCCCGGUGUGCGUCACCCUGCUCUCAUUCAAUGGUCUUGCAGUCGAGUGUGCCACCCACAUGGGUUGUCGGCCCGUCCUCAUGGAUGCUGCCUGCUGUCGCUGGACCAGCAGCCGCCCUGGGCAGGGUCUCCUUGAAACAUGAACUUGGUCUGCAGCCUUGGCUUAAAUCCUCAGCUGCCGAGCCUCAUUUUUUUUGC
Effrenium voratum is the source of this 1127-nucleotide messenger RNA. NCBI's taxonomy places the organism in Eukaryota, Dinophyceae, Suessiales, Symbiodiniaceae. The record is from the annotation of a GenBank genome assembly.